UUUGUUACAACUAUUCUGGUUUCACACUUACCAUUCUAUAUUAAUGAAACAAUUCUCAUUUUCUUCAACACUCAACCAAUUCUUGAUUACUAUUUACUGCUGUUUGUCAUCUCUCAUUUCAGCCUUUCUUCUUUCUUCUUCCUCCCCAUUCCAACCAACUUAAAAGGUCCUCAGUUAAGGUAUGUCUCUCGUUUUUAACCAUUUCUUGCUUCUAUGUCUGUCGUCUUUAUCUGCUGUUUUUGCUCUCAACUCUGAUGGGUCUACUCUAUUGUCACUCUUAAGGCACUGGACUCAUGUGCCUUCUUCCAUACAUUCAACUUGGGAUUCUUCACACUCUACUCCUUGUUCAUGGUCAGGCAUACAAUGUCACCCUACUUCUUUCACUAUACUCACUGUGAACCUUUCUGGUUAUGGAAUUUAUGGCCAACUGGGUCCAGAAAUAGGAAAUUUAUCUACUUUGCAAACCUUGGACUUGAGUAAUAACAAUUUCUCUGGUCAAACACCCUUUCAGUUAGCUAGUUGUAGUUUACUUGAGUACUUGGAUUUGUCCACCAAUGGCUUUACUGGACAAGUACCUAAUAAUUUUAACUACCUGCAACAUUUACGUUUCUUGGGUUUCUACUCUAAUUCACUGUCUGGCAAGGUACCUGAAUCAUUGUUUCUUAUUUCGAGUUUGGAAUCCGUGUAUUUGAAUAAUAACAGUUUCACUGGUUCAAUCCCUACUAGUGUGGGUAACUUGACUCAUGUUCAAGAACUAUGGCUAAAUGGCAAUAAGUUAUCUGGUACUGUUCCAGAGACAAUUGGGAAUUGUAGUAAAUUGCAAAGGCUGUAUUUGGGUGAGAACCAGUUGGUUGGUUCUUUGCCAAAGACUCUCACUAAUCUAAAAAGCCUUGUUUUUUUAUUUCUAGCUCAUAAUAGUUUUCAAGGUAGCAUUCCUUUAGGUUUUGGCAAUUGCAAGAAUUUGAGUAAUUUGAGUGUUUUAGACCUUUCAUACAAUUGCUUCAGUGGGGGCCUCCCAUCAGAUUUGGGAAAUUCAACUAGCUUAACAAUCUUAGCUAUUGUUCAUAGCAACUUAACAGGCAGCAUUCCCUCUUCCCUUGGCCUGCUAAACAAGCUCGUUGCUCUAGACCUUUCUGAAAACCGAUUGUCUGGGAAAAUUCCCCAUGAACUUGCAAAUUGCAAGUCCUUGACACGCUUAAAUUUAUAUAAAAACCAGCUUGAGGGAGCGAUUCCUGCUGAAUUGGGAAAGCUGACUCAGUUGAAGGACCUUGAAUUGUUUACUAAUAAUUUGAGUGGGGAGGUUCCAAUAAGCAUUUGGAGACUACAAAGUCUUGAGUAUUUCCUCGUGUACAAUAACAGCCUUUCUGGUGAACUACCUGUCGAGAUGACUAAGCUGAAGCUUCUAAAGAACAUUUCUUUAUAUGAUAAUAACUUUUUUGGAGUCAUACCCCAAAGUUUGGGAAUCAACAGCAGCUUAUUGCAGCUGGAUUUCACUAAUAAUAAGUUCACCGGUGAAAUUCCACCAAAUCUUUGCUUUGGAAAGCAACUACGGGUUCUAAAUUUGGGUCAUAAUCAACUUCAAGGCAGCAUUCCUUCUGAUGUUGGAAGCUGUUCGUCACUCUGGAGAUUGAUCCUUAAAAAUAAUAACAUUUCCGGGACCCUUCCUGAAUUUGCAGAAAAUCCAAGCCUUUCUCACAUAGACAUCAGUAACAAUAUCAUAUCAGGCUCAAUUUCUCCAAGCCUGGGCAACUGUUCUGGUCUUACUUCUAUUGACUUCUCCAGGAACAAGUUGACAGGGCUUGUACCACCUGAGCUUGGCAAUCUUGUAAAGCUUGAGGAGGUAAAUCUUUCAUAUAACCAACUUUUUGGUUCUUUACCAUCUCAGUUAUCACAUUGUCACAAAUUAUACAAGUUUGAUGUGGGCACAUGGUCCACAAAAUAAACACAGUUUGAUGUGGCAUUCAAAUUCAUUGAAUGGUCCAAGUUCCCUCGAGUCUGAGGAAAUUGGACUAAAUUAUCCACUUUGAUUCUGAGGAGAAUCAAGUUUACCGGAGGCUUGCCGCAUGUGUUCUGUCCAAAGAACUGGAAAAGGGCUACAGAACUACAAAUUGGUGGAAAAUUUUAUUGGGAGGUGAAAUUGCCUUCUUCGAUUGGGAUUAUUGAAAGUUUACAAUAUGCAUUGAAUCUUCAGUAAAGUAAUGGAUUGAACUGUGCAAUACCUUCAGGAAGCUGGGAGAACUUUAAAUUCAAGCUAGAACAACUCGAAUAAUCUAAACAAACAAUCUUGCCAGGAGACAUGAAAUGUUCUUGGUGACAAUCCAUAACAUUGGUCCUAUAAAUGUCUCAUAACAAUCUCUUCACAGGUCCAAUACCAGAUACCUUGAGGCUUCUUCUCAUCCUUAACUCAUCUCCCUCAUCAUUUGUGGGCAAUACUGGCCUAUGUGUCAAUUGUGCUCCGUCAGGUAGCUUCACAUGUGCUGGGAAUGGAAAUUUGAGAUCAUGUGCAAGUCGAUUAAGCAAUAAAAAAGGCCUUACUAAAGUUGAAAUUGCAAUGAUAGGCUGUGGUGUGGCUUCUACCUUUGUUCUUCUUGGACUGGCAUGUACAUUGGUCCCGCAUAGAAGGCAUAAGCAGGACGCGGAGAUUGCUGCAGAAGAGGGGCCAGCUUCUCUAUUCAGCAAAGUGAUGGAAGCAACUGAGAAUCUAAAUGAUAGAUACAUUAUUGGAAGGGGAGCCCAUGGAACUGUUUAUAAAGCUUCAUUAGGCAAGGACAAAGUUUUUGCUGCAAAGAAAAUUGCUUUUUGUAAUAACGGAGGAACCAAAAGUAUGGCACCGGAAUCUGACAAAAGUAUGGUUAGAGAAAUUCAAACCAUAGGGAAAAUCAGGCACCGGAAUCUGAUCAGGUUGGAGGAGUUUUGGUUAAGAAAAGAUUAUGGGUUGAUUCUCUAUAGACAAAUGGAAAAUGGGAGCCUUCAUGAUAUUUUGCAUGGAAAAAAUGCUCCAUCAACUCUGGAGUGGAAUGUGCGCUUCAGAAUAGCCAUUGGAACUGCCCAUGCAUUGGCAUAUCUACAUUAUGAUUGCGAUCCUCCAGUGUUGCAUCGAGAUGUCAAGCCAGAAAACAUUCUCUUAGACUCUGAUAUGGAGCCUCAUAUCUCAGAUUUUGGUAUUGCUAAGCUUCUGGAUCAAUCUCCUGCAUCGGCACCCUCCAGCUUGGUUAUAGGUACACCAGGAUACAUUGCACCAGAACAUGCAUUUAUAGAGACGAAGAGUAAGGAAUCAGAAGUUUAUAGCUAUGGAAUUGUUUUGCUUGAACUAAUAACAAGAAAGAAGGCAUUGGAUCCAUCAUUCGGGGAGCAAACAGAUAUUGUGGAAUGGAGUAGGUGUGUAUGGAGAGAUACAGAAGAUAUCAGAAGGAUUGCAGAUUCAGGCCUUGCGGAGGAAUUCUAUGAUUCAGAUAUAGUGGAGCAAGUAACUGAUGUGUAUUUGUUGGCCUUGAGAUGUACUGAAAUUGAACCAAGAAGAAGACCUUCAAUGAGAGAUGUUGUCAAGCAAUUACAAGGAGCAAAAGCCCAAAAUGGGUCAUUGCACAUUUGUUCUAUUCAAGAUGCAGAGAUGUGUAUUUGAGCACAAGGAAUUAGUUAGCAGAUCAGUCAUAAUUGCUUGUAUUUCCUUUCUGUUUUAAUAAUAUCAUACUAAUACUAGGCUUUCAAUUCUACAA
Jatropha curcas is the source of this 3716-nucleotide messenger RNA. Lineage: Eukaryota; Viridiplantae; Streptophyta; Magnoliopsida; Malpighiales; Euphorbiaceae. The record is from RefSeq and is a predicted model, not a curated record.